This is a messenger RNA of Metarhizium acridum CQMa 102, 1071 nucleotides long. NCBI's taxonomy places the organism in Eukaryota, Fungi, Ascomycota, Sordariomycetes, Hypocreales, Clavicipitaceae. The record is from RefSeq and is a predicted model, not a curated record.
AUGGCACGAGGGGACGGUGCGAUGGAGAGGCUGCGGGCUGACCUCUUGCGGCGGGCUCGAAACGAAAGACGAGCAACCGAGCAUGUUGAGCGGGAUAUUGGCGUGGCACAGAUGAAUACAGCCGGGGACUCGGCAGUGGCAGAGGCAUCGACAUCACGGCAGAGAGCCAUCCUGGACAGGAUACCUGCUUUCCCGCGAAGGCCUUCACGGCAAACUACAAACGACGACGGUCCGAAAUCCCCAGAACAGCCCCCACAACGACUUACAUUCGCCUCGUCAAGAUACAGCGAGUCCGGACACCCUCCGAGUUCUUUGCCAUCGCCCAUUCCAAUGGGACCGUUGGAGCCGCAGCGGCCAUUACCCCCCCAGCCCGUAGCCUCGACAGCACGACCGAGAGAUUCGCUCAGUCGCCUUGGGUACGGCGACAACCCCCCCGAACGGCCGAUGAUAGUCGCCAUCAGCCCGGAGGAUCAGGAGCAGCCGCCGUCCCAGGACGCCGGCAGCCGAGACAGCAGAAAGCCGCACCCGAAGAAGUUCAUGUUCUGCUUCCCGUGGGUGAAGUCCCGCCGCGUCCGCUCCCAGAUCCUGACAUGUUUCGUGUCGGGCAUGUUUCUGGCCACGCUCCUCGCUCGUCGUGCGCCUCUGCGUGAUGGUCUCGCGCGGCGACAGGACACGGAGGCGACACGGAGGCGCCGGCUGCCGGAGAUGCUGGGGCCGGGCGGCUACGUGGUGCCCCCGAAGCCCAUCCCCGUGGUGCUAGCGAGGGACGAGGAGGCCGCGGGCAUUGAGAGCGAGGCGGCCCAGAGCCGACCCCCGGCGUAUGGCCUGUGGAGAGAAAGCGUGCGCGUUGAUCCCAACCGGCUGUUUUGGCAGCGCAAUGAGGCCGCAGAAGGCGAGCCACGGCGUCCAGACACGGCCACCGGGCCGAGGCCCCCGUCGUAUGCCUCCGACGACGGCAUCUCGUACGUGGUUGAGGCCCGGCCGCGGUCAAUGGCGCCCCCGCCGCAGACGUACACUGUCUCAGUGGCGGGGGUGCCCCCCGUGCCGCCGACUCGAAUUGCUGGGGACUGA